AUGAAUGAGCCACUAGACAAUUUUGCAAAUGCUUCUGACUUCUCCGAUUAUGCAGCACCGUUCGGAAAUUGCACUGACGAAAAAAUCCCACUCAAGAGGCACUACCUCCCUGUUAUUUAUAGCAUCAUCUUCCUGGUGGGCUUUCCAGGGAAUGCAGUAGCAAUUUCCACUUACAUUUUCAAAAUGCGGCCCUGGAAAGGCAGCACGGUCAUUAUGCUUAACCUGGCCUGCACAGACCUGCUGUAUCUGACCAGCUUCCCUUUCCUGAUUCACUACUAUGCCAGCGGUGAAAACUGGGUCUUUGGGGAUUUCAUGUGCAAGUUUAUCCGCUUCGGCUUCCAUUUCAACCUGUACAGCAGCAUCCUCUUCCUAACCUGCUUUAGCAUCUUCCGGUACUUUGUGAUCAUUCACCCAAUGAGCUGCUUUUCCAUUCACAAAACUCGAUGGGCCGUGGUGGCCUGUGCUGUGGUGUGGAUCAUUUCACUGGUGGCCGUCAUUCCCAUGACCUUCCUGAUCACAUCCACCACCGGGACCAACAGAUCUGCCUGCCUUGACCUCACUAGUUCGGAUGACCUCACCACCAUCAAAUGGUACAAUCUAAUUUUGACAGCAACUACUUUCUGCCUUCCCCUGGUGAUAGUGACACUUUGCUAUACGAUGAUCAUCUACACCCUAACCCAAGGACCUCACAAUCACAGCUGCCUUAAGCAGAAAGCUAGAAGGCUGACCAUUCUGCUCCUCCUCGUGUUUUAUAUAUGCUUUUUACCCUUCCACAUCUUGAGGGUCAUCCGGAUCGAAUCUCGCCUGCUUUCAAUCAGCUGCUCCGUUGAGAAUCAGAUCCACGAAGCUUACAUUGUUUCUAGACCCUUGGCUGCCCUGAACACCUUUGGUAACCUGCUACUGUACGUGGUGGUCAGUGACAAUUUUCAGCAGGCCAUCUGCUCGAUGGUGAGAUGUAAAGCAAGUGGGGAUCUAGAGCAAGCAAAAAAAAGCAGUUACUCAAACAACCCUUGACAUACUUCAGCUAGUUAACCAUGAAGAAGGCCUGCUGAGACUUUAACUUCUAAGAAGUCCAGAAUAACUCUCUCAGUGACUCUCAGUAAAUAUUGUAUGUCCAGUUAACUAUGUGCCAAAGCUAGGACUGGGCUACCAGGAGUUCUUGGCAACCUGUUUAUUGAGAUCUUCCCUAGAGUCAAUGUAAGAAUGGGACAUGCGCUUAUCAGUAGAAGAUUCACAUGUAGAAUCAAAACUACUGGAACUCAGGGACAUCUUGAAAAACAUCUAGUCUCACCAACUUACUAUAUAGAAAUAAAACUACUGGGAUCCCUGGGUGGCGCAGCGGUUUGGCGCCUGCCUUUGGCCCAGGGUGCGAUCCUGGAGACCCAGGA
This is a messenger RNA of Nyctereutes procyonoides (raccoon dog), 1388 nucleotides long. RefSeq names its product oxoglutarate receptor 1 (gene OXGR1). The record is from RefSeq and is a predicted model, not a curated record. NCBI's taxonomy places the organism in Eukaryota, Metazoa, Chordata, Mammalia, Carnivora, Canidae. The transcript has a single exon. Gene Ontology annotation, biological process: G protein-coupled receptor signaling pathway. Gene Ontology annotation, molecular function: G protein-coupled receptor activity. Gene Ontology annotation, cellular component: plasma membrane. The coding region runs from base 1 to 1014 and encodes 337 amino acids.